Molecule: messenger RNA, 1179 nt
Organism: Pipistrellus kuhlii (Kuhl's pipistrelle)
Lineage: Eukaryota; Metazoa; Chordata; Mammalia; Chiroptera; Vespertilionidae
Gene: FBXW12
Product: F-box and WD repeat domain containing 12
Exons: 9
Coding region: 1-1179 (392 amino acids)
Molecular function (GO): protein binding
Source: RefSeq, a predicted model, not a curated record
AUGGAGGCGCCGGUGGAGGCGCCGGUGCCUCAUGUGCCGCUGCUGCACAUCUUCUCCUUCCUGGACGCCGCCAGCUUGCUGCGGGCGGGCCAGGUGAGCAAGUACUGGAACAGGAUGGCCGAUAACGAGAGCCUGUGGAGGUGGCCGGGGCGCUGGGCGGCCCCCCAGGAGCUCCGGUGGAAGCAGUUGUUCCUGGCGCACGGCCGGCGGGAGCUGCGGAUGGCGCGGGCCCGGCCGCAGGACUUCUCCUACCGCGAGGCCCGGGGCAGGCUCGGAAUCCUGAAGCCGAUGGCCUACCUCACAGGGAACGACCCCACGCAGAGCGGACAGCGGUCCAUCCUGUGCUCGGCGUCCACCCGGCGCAUGCUCUUCGCCUGGGACGUGCAGGAGGUGGGCGACUCGGCAGGCGACAUCCACACGCUGACGGUGCCUGGGCUGGAGCACCUGUCCCGCGUCCACGCCUUCGACCACACGGUGAACCACCUGCACUGCUCGCCCAACGGGAAGUGGGUGUUCGCCGGCGCCACCCUCCAGCUCAUGAUGCCCAAGGUGUUCGCAGCCCAGUUCCUGCUCAGGCCUCAGGCCGGGGAAGACUCCCGCCAGUGGGCCUCCCUCCCACUCGCCUUCUGCAGCCAAGCCUGCUGGGCCCGGCAGCGCGCCAGCCGCGUGACCAUGAUGAUCCAGCAGUCCUCCUUCAGGCGGACCGGCUUCAGCACCUUCGACCUGGCCGCCAGGACGGCCGCCGACGGGGCCGCCGUGGUGGAAGCCCACCAGGUGGCGAGCUUCAUGCUGCCGAACAGGAUGGAGCGGCCGUUCCAGAUGGGGGUGCAGGACGGGGCCGCCAUCGUGCUGCAGAGCGGCUCGCACCUGCUGCUCUUCUCCAUCCAGGGCACACUGCUGCAGCGCUUCGACCACCACCAGCGGCACAUCUGCCACCUGUGGACGGACGCGCUGCACGUGGUCACCACGGCCAUGGACGACUUCCUGCACCUGUACGUGUGGGAGGAGGGCGGCCUGGGCCCGCGCCUCCGCAGCUGCUGCCACCUGGAGCAGCGGCGCGCCGACCCCACGCCCAGCUGCUUCCCCUCCUACUCGGUCUGCGACAACGCCAGCGUGGUGUGCGUGGUGACCCGGAACCGCGAGACCAGCGUGCUGGUGAUGUACUCCCUGCCGCCCUGA